Nipponia nippon (crested ibis) is the source of this 1476-nucleotide messenger RNA. It is a transcript of the gene ACVRL1, whose product is annotated as activin A receptor like type 1. The record is from RefSeq and is a predicted model, not a curated record. Gene Ontology annotation, biological process: transforming growth factor beta receptor signaling pathway; heart development; angiogenesis. Gene Ontology annotation, cellular component: plasma membrane; BMP receptor complex. Lineage: Eukaryota; Metazoa; Chordata; Aves; Pelecaniformes; Threskiornithidae. Gene Ontology annotation, molecular function: transmembrane receptor protein serine/threonine kinase activity; ATP binding.
AUGUCGUGCGGAGCCUGCGGCCGGGCAGUGCUGGCGCUGCUGACCCUCUCCCUUGGCUUCGCAGCCGACGAGCUGCUGUGUGCCUGCGAUGUGCCGCACUGCAGCCUGCCCACCUGCAUGGGCAAGGUGUGCUUCGUCAGCAAGAGGAAGGAGGAGGGGACCAUCACCCAGCACAAGGGCUGCUUCUCCCAGAACAUCCUGGAGAACUGCCGCAUGCCCGUGACGGAGCAGUACGGCAUGAGAUGCUGCGACUCCAGCAUGUGCAACGCCGACCUGGAGAUCUUCCUGCAAGAAGAGGACCUGGGAAAGGCGUCUUCCCUGCCCAACCUCCUCCUGAUGAUCUUCAUCCCACUGCUCGCCCUCCUCAUCCUCACGGCGCUCACAGUGCUCUUCUGCUGGAAGGUGGCCCAGCACCGCCACAGGGAAAGUGACUUGGGAGACAUGGACCUCAUGCUGAAAGCAUCCAUGGUGGGAGACAGCACUUUAGAGGACUUGCUGAAUGACGACUGCACCACGGGCAGCGGGUCAGGGCUGCCCUUCCUCGUCCAGCGAACGGUGGCUCGGCAGAUCACCCUCGUGGAGUGUGUGGGCAAAGGGCGCUACGGCGAGGUGUGGCGAGGCGUGUGGCACGGGGAGAGCGUGGCCGUGAAGAUCUUCUCCUCCCGGGAUGAGCAGUCGUGGUUCCGUGAGACGGAGAUCUACAACACUGUCCUCCUCCGGCACGACAACAUCCUGGGCUUCAUCGCCUCCGACAUGACAUCAAGGAACUCCAGCACCCAGCUCUGGCUGAUCACCCACUACCAUGAGAACGGCUCGCUCUACGACUACCUGCAGCGGACGGCCCUGGACGUGGAGACCUGCCUGGGGUUGGCCUCCUCCAUCAUCUGCGGCCUCGUCCACCUCCAUGUGGAGAUCUUCGGCACCCAGGGCAAGCCCGCCAUUGCCCACCGCGACCUGAAGAGCAGGAACAUCUUGGUGAAAAGCAACCGGCAGUGCUGCAUCGCGGACCUGGGGCUGGCCGUCAUGCACUCCCAGGGCAGCGACUACCUGGACAUCGGCAACAACCCCCGGGUGGGCACCAAGCGCUACAUGGCCCCGGAGGUGCUCAGCGAGCAGAUCCGCACCGACUGCUUCGAGUCCUACAAGAAGACGGACAUCUGGGCGUACGGGCUGGUGCUCUGGGAGAUCGCCCGGCGGACGGUGGUGAACGGCAUCGUGGAGGAGUACCAGCCGCCCUUCUUCGACGCCGUCCCCAGCGACCCCAGCUUCGAGGACAUGAAGAAGGUGGUAUGCAUCGACCAGCAGACCCCCGUGGUCCCCAACCGCCUCUUCUCCGACUCGGUUUUGUCGGUGCUGGCAAAGAUCAUGAAGGAGUGCUGGUACCAGAGCCCCUCGGCCCGCCUCACUGCCCUGCGGAUUAAAAAGACGCUGAAGAAGCUGAACAGUUCCCUGGAAAAGCCCAAGCCGGAGCAGUGA